Molecule: messenger RNA, 951 nt
Organism: Rattus rattus (black rat)
Lineage: Eukaryota; Metazoa; Chordata; Mammalia; Rodentia; Muridae
Product: olfactory receptor 2AG2-like
Exons: 1
Coding region: 1-951 (316 amino acids)
Biological process (GO): G protein-coupled receptor signaling pathway
Cellular component (GO): membrane
Molecular function (GO): olfactory receptor activity; G protein-coupled receptor activity
Source: RefSeq, a predicted model, not a curated record
AUGGAGUUUAGAAAUUCAACAUUGGGCAGUGGCUUCAUCUUGGUGGGGAUUCUGGAUGACAGUGGCUCUCCUGACCUGCUCUGUGCCACAAUCAUAGCCCUGUACCUGUUGGCUAUAACCAGCAAUGGAGUGCUACUCCUGGUCAUCACUAUGGAUGCCCGGCUUCACGUGCCCAUGUAUCUCCUGCUUGGACAGCUGUCUUUCAUGGACCUACUCCUGACAUCAGUUAUUACUCCCAAGGCUGUCAUGGAUUUUCUGCUCAAAGACAACACCAUCUCCUUUGAAGGUUGUGCCUUUCAGAUGUUUCUAGAACUGGCACUGGGUAGUGCAGAGGAUCUCCUUCUGGCCUUUAUGGCUUAUGACAGGUAUGUGGCCAUUUGUCAUCCUCUAAAUUACAUGAUCUUCAUGAGGCCAAGUGUCUGCUGGUUCAUAGUAGGUACUACAUGGUUCCUGGCAUCUGUGAUAGCCCUAGGACUUACCAUCUACACUAUGCAGUAUCCCUUCUGUAAAUCUAGACAGAUCAGACACUUGUUCUGCGAGAUCCCUCCAUUGCUGAAGCUGGCCUGUGCAGACACAUCCACAUAUGAGCUGAUGGUUUAUUUAGCAGGUGUUUCUAUGCUGAUUCUUCCUCUUGCAGUUAUUCUGGCCUCCUAUAUACGAAUUCUGUUUACAGUACUCCGCAUGCCCUCAAAUGAGGGCAGGAAGAAAGCCCUUGUCACCUGUUCUUCUCAUCUGAUUGUGGUUGGGAUGUGGUAUGGUGGUUCUUCACUCAUGUAUGUCCUUCCCAGUCAAUUCCACAGCCCCAAACAAGACAAUAUUCUCUCUAUUUUCUAUACUGUUGUCACUCCAGCUCUGAAUCCUCUCAUCUACAGCCUGAGAAAUAAGGAAGUCACUGGGGCUUUAAGGAGAAUUUUUGGAAGAAGAUUGCAGCCAGCAAAAUCCACUUUCUAG